Enterobius vermicularis (human pinworm) is the source of this 3600-nucleotide messenger RNA. The record is from the annotation of a GenBank genome assembly. NCBI's taxonomy places the organism in Eukaryota, Metazoa, Nematoda, Chromadorea, Rhabditida, Oxyuridae.
AUGGGUCACAAUGGUCCGUCAACGUCUGCCUCAAAUUCUCGUAAAUCCAGCGUAAUUUCCAACCAUGUAUCGAGACCGACAUCGUCGUUACGAAGUCUUCAUCUGAAACAGCAUGAGGUCAACGAAAAAACUUUUCAUGCCAUGGAAAUUGGCCAUAAAGUAUGCAAACUUUUGCUCCUCAAACGUUGGGAACCAGUUAAUAAAAAAUUAUCGUACAAUCGUGAAACAAGGCAACUGCUGCUUACAAAGUAUGAAGCAACAAAUUCGCGGGGAAAUAGUUCGAUGACGUUAGAUUUGAGACAUGUUAAAGAGGUGCAAACUUUGGAAUUUAAAUUAGGUACUAUGAAAAUACAGGAUAAAUGGGCUAAAGACAAAGAUAUUAAACAACUUGAUGCUGCAAAAAUAUUAUUAAUUGCAUUUGGAACUGGUUUCUUGUAUAAUUAUUGGAUUCUACUGUUUGAAAGUAUAGAUGUUUGCCAGAUGUGGCUUGAAGGAGUGCAGUAUUUAAUGACUGAAACCCUUGGCGCAAGCCACAUACUUGUAGUGGAGCGAUGGUUAAGGAAGGAGUUCUACAAUAUUGAAGGUGCAAGUAACCAAAGGGUUCUAAGGAAAUAUAUGAAACCUUUUGUACAGACAAGGUUGCAGUACAAAAUACAGUCAAAACAACUCCAAGAAAUUGCUGAAGAAGAAAUGACGUUUGAUUCUUUCUCAAGUGCUUAUCGAAGGCUUAUCUUCUUACAUGACGUAAGUUUUAAUGGUUAUGAUUGUUCACAUAAUUUAUCUUCACUUACAAAGGAUGAAUUAGGGGAUCAUCGAGAGCAAGCUAGCGAAUACUUACGACGUUAUCUUAGGGAACUGGACGCUUCUCGAGAUAUUCCUGAACCGUCUUUAAGCGUAUCUGAGUUUUGUGAGUAUCUGUACUCGCGUGAAAACUCAAUUUGGGAUUCUGUAAAUAACAGAGUGGUACAUGAUAUGAAUCGUCCGUUAAGCCAUUACUGGAUUGCGUCCUCUCAUAAUACUUACUUGACAGGUGAUCAGCUGAAAAGCGAAUCAUCGCUUGAUGCUUAUGCACGAUCACUUCUGAUGGGUUGUCGCUGUAUCGAAUUGGAUUGUUGGGAUGGACAGAAACGAAGACCAAACGACUUUCUUGAAAUUGUUAUUUAUCAUGGCUAUACAAUGACCAGUAAAUUGAAUCUGAGGGACGUUCUUCAAACAAUACGGCAUUACGCGUUUGUGAACAGCGAUUAUCCAGUAAUUUUGUCAAUCGAAGACAAUUGUUCUGUUCCUGCACAACGACUGCUUGCACAGGAAGUUAAAGAGAUCUUAGGUGAAUACUUAUUGACUGUACCAGUCAGUCGCGAAGAAACAUGUCUGCCAUCUCCAGCAGCUUUGAAAAGAAAGAUUAUUCUUAAGCACAAAAAGUUGCCGACAAAGAAUGAGAACAUAACAACGAGAUCAAGUGAAGAAGAUCAAGAUCAAGACCUGUUGUCAAAGGAGUGUGUAAAACGUGGUAUUCUCUCUUUGAAAAAUAACGCUACUCAUGAAGAUGCAUCAAGCCUUGCCGGGUUCGGGGUACGACCGGAGGAAAUGCACGUCACCGAAGAAUGGUUCCACGGAAAGACGGAUCGAGAUACAGCUAAGGCCCGACUUUUGGAGCAUAGUGAUAAGGGUAACGGUCUAUUCUUGGUGAGGGACUCGACAAUUUUUAUCGGUGACUUCUCGUUAUCAUUUCUGCAUGAUGGGAAAGUUCAUCACUGCCGGAUACGGACCAGAAUGGUUAAUGGUGAAAAGAAGUAUUAUUUUUUGGAAAAUAAGCAGAUGGAUACGCUGUAUGAGUUAAUAUCAUAUUAUACCAAAGAAAAGCUAAAAACACCACACUUUAGUACAACACUAAUCACUCCAUGCCCGCAACCGUGUCCACAUCUCAAUAUGCCUUGGUUUGACGAGAAUGCUGAUAAACAGCGCGCAGAAGAAUUGCUAAAUACUGUACGAGAAGAUGGAGCAUUCUUGAUUCGGUAUAGCAGCAGUGACAAAAACGUUUUUGUCUUAUCACUAAGAGUUGAUGGAGAAUUUUGGCAUUAUCGUUUAAAAAGGGAUGGCCGUAUAUUUGUUGUUAAUCAAACAGUUUUCGAAAACCUUAAUCAGGUUGUUGAAUUUUAUUCUACCCGGGACUUGGUCAGAGGAGUCAGCUUGAAGUACCCAGUUAAUGAAAAGAACGUCGGCAUUUAUUCAAAUCCAGAAUUAAAUGUAGCAAUCGCUCCAGGAUGCUACAUGGAACUUAAAGACUUGGAGAAAGAAGAAGAAACAUAUGUUCGAAGUCUCGAAUCAUACAAAGCUGUUCAGCCAAACGAGCUUUCAUUCCCAGCUAAUGCUAUUAUCACAGUGAUACGUAAAGACGGUUUGAGAUGGAGAGGAAGGUACGGAAAUCAAGUUGGAUUCUUUCCUGCUACGUGUGUUACAGAGAUAGAAUCACUGGAAUCAUCAGUUGGGUUAACACUAAUUAUUGAGGAACCUGUAAAUUACGUAACUAUCGAAUUGGCUGGUUCAUUGAUUGAAAAGAUUUCUAAUGAAGAAACUGAUCAUUCAUUUGCGUUCCGAAUUAGUCAGGCUGCAGCGCACUGGAAUACAGUGGAAUACAUUUUGGCUGCAAACUCAAGUGAUGAUCAGGAAGACUGGUUGAAUACACUUCAUGAAUUGACAAGAACUGCAACAGACAAAGCUCACAUUUUAAGGAUCAGAGAAAGGGAUCUGCGUAUUGCUUCUGAGUUAUCGAAUUUGGUGGUCUACUGUCAGGCUGUACCGUUUAAUCCUCUAUUUGCUACGCAGGGAAACUUCUAUGAGAUGUGUUCCUUCAGUGAAGCGAAACACCAGAAGCUGUUUGAAAAAGGUCUUAUCCAGUUUAAUACUAGGCAGCUAUCAAGAGUGUAUCCAAUGGCAUCUCGAGUAAGGUCUGGCAAUUAUGAUCCUGUUCCAAUGUGGAACUCAGCCUGCCACAUGGUCGCGCUCAAUUAUCAGACCGGCGAUAGGCCGAUGCAGCUAAACCAGGGUAAGUUUAUGGCAAACGGUAAAUGUGGAUAUGUUCUAAAGCCAUCCUAUAUGAUUGAUGAGAUGUUUUCACCGGAUGCUGCAAAUGUUAUUUCUACGUCAUGUCCAAUCUUUCUCACUAUUCAGGUCAUUGGUGGUCGACACCUCUCCAGAAAAGACAAGAGCAAAGGCAUUUGUUCGCCAUUUGUUGAAGUCGAAAUUGUUGGAUUUCCAAAUGACAGCAUUGCUGUUCGUACACGAACGAUAGCUUCAAAUGGACUUAACCCCAUCUGGAACGAAACCUUCCAUUUCUCGAUACAUUGUCCAGAAGCUGCUCUGUUGCGAUUUAACGUGGAAGACGGUGAUUUUGUAACUGAUCCGUUCAUUGGACAGGCAGUCUAUCCGUUAGAUUGCAUUCGUACGGGAUUUCGAUCGGUGAUCUUGAGGAAUCAUCACAGUGAAGAACUUGAGUUGUCGUCACUUUUAGUCUUCGUGGAGAUGAGAAGGUCUGAGCGAGAGGGUAAAAUUAUUGACCCGCAUUCUGUUUUACAAGCUGGGCGAACUCUUGUUGGUUAG